GCCGCACCUCCCUGUGCCCCGAUCGUUCGUUUUCAGAUCUGUUGCUGGUCUUGGCACCGCUCUUGCCCAAUUCACUGUCUUGUGCCCUGUCCGCAUAGCUCGCCAGCGACACCUCCAGAAAUCAGAAAGGGAACAAGCCAUCGAGUACUUUGGAAGCAGGACAUGGCCGCAUAACUGACUACAACUAUCCACGACCAUUGCCGCGUCUUCGCGCCAUGGACGGCGGCAACAACAGCAACAACAACAGCCAACAAGACUCACCCCUGAGCAUCACAUCCAACAUCGUCGGGCUGCUGACCUUCCUCGUGGCCAUUGCGGCAGCCGCCUACGCACGCGUCGCGUACCUGCGCAACAGCGACGACGAGUACUUCCGCGUCAAGGCCUCGCUGUCGUGGUACAAGACUGAAUCGCGCUGGCUCUCGGACCUGCUCACCGCGCUGUACGUCGAGCACAACCACUUGCUGCGCCGCCAGCACCAGCAUGAGAAGCACGACCAAGGCGCCGUGCCGCCGCGCAGCACCGAAUUCGAGAUGUACUCCUUCGUCAUGGACGACUUGCUCAACCUGGAGCAGCGGCUACUCGACCUGGUGACCGAAGUGGAGGAAAAGGUGUCGCGGGGCGACCAGGGCAGCUUCACGCUCGUGCGCGGUGGGCGGCGGGCCGGCCGUCCGUCCGUGGCCAUGGCGUGGCUGCCGGUGCGGACGAAAGCGCUCGAGCUCGUGCGGCAGCGCGAGGCCCUGACGGCGCGGGUGCAGUUCCUGCAGAUGAGCUUGAUGUCGUCGCGGCUGAGGGACCUGGAGGCCAGGACCAAGUGGGCUGAGGCAAAGUUCGACGCGGGCCUGAUAGAAGGCAAUGCGCAGCGCGGCGGGUGGGCGUAAAUUGUCCAUGUGCCGGUACCGGGCAGCCGUUGAUAUGGGGGCGAGCCGUACCUUAACCGUCAUUUCGGCCUCGCACAGAGCCUGGCUGGGUACAUAGCUUUGGCAGCACGCGCGGUUCGUAUGAAGCCAUUCAGCUCAGAGCACCGCAGUCGAGUCCGUGCCCGUUCGUCAUUUGAUGUCGUAUCCGCCUUGCCACAGAAAGACGCCGGCAAUGGCAAGGCUUAACACCGCGGUGACGAGGUCGA
Messenger RNA from Purpureocillium takamizusanense, 1123 nucleotides. Its product is annotated as N-acetylglucosaminylphosphatidylinositol deacetylase. The record is from RefSeq and is a predicted model, not a curated record. NCBI's taxonomy places the organism in Eukaryota, Fungi, Ascomycota, Sordariomycetes, Hypocreales, Ophiocordycipitaceae. The transcript is spliced from 2 exons. Bases 216 to 878 code for a protein of 220 amino acids.